This is a messenger RNA of Arabis nemorensis, 498 nucleotides long. Lineage: Eukaryota; Viridiplantae; Streptophyta; Magnoliopsida; Brassicales; Brassicaceae. The record is from the annotation of a GenBank genome assembly.
AUGCUCUGGUUUUUGGAUCCCAAGUAUUUUGACCACCACUGUUGCCACAACUCCGAGUUUCAGUCAGUGAGACCUGAUGCCACUGUCCGUAGCCACAAAAUCCACUGUGUGGUUUUGGAUCUAAGAAAGAAAGCUUUAAUCGAAGAUUUUGCUGAGUAUUCUGUUGUGGUCAUCAAUGGCUACCUCCCUUCGUGUGGGACAAGAAAAUGGUGCACACGCAGUUUAACUGGCUAUGGCACCACAUUUUCACCAUACAAGGUCGAAGGCGUAUUCUUCCCAUUGGUUCUUGCACAGGAAAGCACAUCCCAAACCGCCAAAAAAAAGCAGCCAUUGUCUUACAGAUCUCUAACACCAAAUGAUCAGAAUGUCUUUAAGAUUCUUGCAGAGUAUCAACUUUCUCACCCGGAUGAAGACAGCAUGCCCACCGAUAAUCUUUAUUCAGCCUCUCGGGAACGCUUCUUUGUUAGCAGUCAAGUGACUUUGAACUCUCUUUGUUAA